This is a messenger RNA of Myotis brandtii (Brandt's bat), 602 nucleotides long. RefSeq names its product C-Jun-amino-terminal kinase-interacting protein 4-like. The transcript has 6 exons. Gene Ontology annotation, cellular component: cytoplasm. Bases 1 to 486 code for a protein of 161 amino acids. Gene Ontology annotation, biological process: vesicle-mediated transport. The record is from RefSeq and is a predicted model, not a curated record. NCBI's taxonomy places the organism in Eukaryota, Metazoa, Chordata, Mammalia, Chiroptera, Vespertilionidae. Gene Ontology annotation, molecular function: MAP kinase scaffold activity; kinesin binding; signaling receptor complex adaptor activity.
AUGUCGGAGCGGGUGUCCGGCCUGGCCGGCUCCAUCUACCGCGAGUUCGAGCGGCUGAUCGGGCGCUACGACGAGGAGGUGGUGAAGGAGCUGAUGCCGCUGGUGGUGGCGGUGCUGGAGAACCUGGACUCGGUGUUCGCGCAGGACCAGGAGCACCAGGUGGAGCUGGAGCUGCUGCGGGACGACAACGAGCAGCUCAUCACCCAGUACGAGCGGGAGAAGGCGCUGCGCAUGCAGGCCGAGGAGAAAUUCAUUGAAUUUGAAGACUCUCAAGAACAGGAAAAAAAGGAUUUACAGACCCGAGUGGAAUCUUUAGAAUCUCAAACAAGACAACUUGAACUCAAAGCAAAAAACUAUGCUGACCAGAUUAGCAGACUUGAAGAAAGAGAAGCAGAACUGAAGAAGGAAUAUAAUGCAUUACAUCAAAGACACACUGAGUUCUUCCAGAUACAAGAAGAAAACAGCUCAUUAUUUCUGGCUUGCUGACACAAAGACAAAGACAAAACCUGUAUUUUUGCAAAACUAUGAUCCAUAAUUAUAUGGAACACUUAGAAAGGACAAAACUUCAUCAGCUCUCAGGGAGUGAACAACUAGAAUCUGCA